GUAGUUGGAGACAUCGGUGAGAGGGGGCCUCCUGGUCCUGACGGCGAUGAGGGGCCCGUCGGUGGAACUGGCAUCGGCGGUUUUCCUGGUCUGAGGGGUGACCCAGGGCCUGAAGGCCCACGAGGAAUACCAGGCAUUGUGGGACCUCAGGGCCUGACUGGACACGUUGGGCAGCCUGGAUUGAAAGGUGAUAAGGGGGUUCCUGGACUGAGGGGCGAACCAGGAGAAAUGGGUUACCAAGGUGAUAAGGGUGCCACUGGUGUCCCUGGACCUCCUGGACUCAGAGGGAAGCCCGGCCCACCUGGUAAAAUAGGUGAGCUCGGACCACAAGGAUCACCUGGCCCCCCAGGACCUGAGGGCUUUCCUGGGGACAUCGGUGUUCCAGGACCCAAUGGCCCACCUGGGCCCAAGGGUCUCCAAGGGCCGCGAGGUCCGCAAGGACCAACAGGACCACAAGGAGUAGAGGGUGAUGAGGGACCCCUUGGCCCACCUGGCAAUACCGGCCCCAACGGGAGACUUGGAAGGAAAGGCUACGUUGGCGAACCUGGCCCUGAGGGACUUAAGGGAGAGGCCGGAGACGUCGGCAACAUCGGGAAAAUCGGACCGCAAGGUCCAGCCGGCCUGAUUGGAAACACCGGUGGGAUCGGGGUUCCCGGUGAAAAGGGCGACCGCGGUCCAGCCGGUCCGUUGGGUCCUCCAGGAGAGAGCGGGCCGAGGGGGUAUCCAGGCUUACCAGGUGGUCCUGGAGAUGUUGGUCUACAAGGCGCGACUGGUCCUCAGGGGCAGCGAGGAACUCCAGGGGUUGCUGGGCCAAAAGGCCGAAGGGGGCCCAGGGGCCCGGACGGCCUCCCAGGAGAACCGGGGCCUGAGGGGACCAAGGGUGAACUUGGCGAAAUUGGCAAGAAGGGUGAACCAGGCUCCAUAGGCAAGGCCGGCGGCCCAGGGGAGAGAGGUGUGCCGGGAAAAGCAGGUAAAGCUGGCAUUCCUGGAGGUACAGGAGAGAAGGGACCCCAUGGUCUACAAGGGCCUAAAGGACCUCCGGGGGAAACGGGACCUGAUGGAGAGCAAGGCCUUGAGGGCGCUCCUGGUUCGGAGGGGGAUCUCGGUGCUGCCGGAGAGCCGGGGUCAAAGGGCGACGUGGGUCCGACGGGAGGGGACGGAGAGCAAGGACAGCAGGGUGUGAGAGGCGCUCCGGGUCCUGUCGGUGAGGAAGGGCAUCAGGGAAAUGAUGGACCCAAGGGUGAACCCGGAGACCGAGGGCCUGUUGGCGAGGCAGGGGACAGGGGGAUAGAGGGAGACCCCGGGCCCCCUGGACCCGCUGGAGAAGCUGGGAAGCGUGGCUUUCCUGGACCCGAGGGCAAACAGGGUCCUCAAGGCAACCGUGGGCGGAACGGCAAGAAGGGAGAGAAGGGGCCCGCAGGUCUCGCUGGGGAGACUGGCACUCCAGGAGACAUCGGACAGCCGGGGGAGAAGGGACUGAAGGGGGCCAGAGGAACCAGGGGCACCCCGGGUCGGCUGGGAAUGAUGGGACUGGAGGGACAGCCUGGCCUGGCAGGAUACACCGGUCACCCGGGCAAGCUUGGGCCCAUCGGAACUCCUGGACCCAAAGGUGAAAAGGGUUACCCCGGCGAGGACAGUAAGACCCCUGGACCAGCCGGGCCCUUAGGUGAACCAGGUCCACCUGGCGAGCGAGGAGAGGUUGGAGAGCCCGGAGACGAGGGAUAUCAGGGUAAUAUCGGUAUCCCUGGACCCCGCGGGGCUUUGGGACAGCAAGGAUUACCUGGGACUUCAGGCCAGCACGGGGAGCAAGGCCCUAAGGGAGACAAAGGUUCUAUGGGUUCAGAAGGAAAGAAAGGAGCAAGGGGCCUGAAUGGAAGUCCUGGCACUGAGGGGGCCGUUGGUUCACCUGGACCCAAAGGUGCGAAGGGAUAUCCAGGAUCUGAUGGUGCCGCCGGAUUAGUUGGGUUGCCAGGACUGCCAGGAAAGCGAGGGAGACAGGGUCAGAGAGGGCAGACAGGCCUGGAGGGGUCUGCGGGUCUUCCAGGGCCUCGGGGUGAACUUGGCCUUCCUGGGAUGAUUGGAGAGAGGGGCCCUGCUGGAGAGAAGGGGGAACCAGGCCUGGUGGGGGAGAGGGGCACCCCAGGGCCCAAAGGCAUUGAGGGUGCUACUGCAGACCAGGGCAGGAAGGGAGAACCAGGACUCAAAGGCCAACCAGGGGAGCCUGGAGACCUAGGUUUGACCGGCUUCCAAGGGUUCCAGGGCCCGAAGGGGCCAAAUGGAGAUCUGGGUUUGACGGGUGUGUUUGGUCCAAAAGGUCCAAUCGGAAAUUUGGGCUUUGCUGGACCAGUGGGCCCUGAAGGAAUGAUCGGCCCAAUGGGGAAACCUGGUCCAAGGGGUGCAAAGGGAAGCUACGGGGAAAUGGGACCCCAAGGGCCACAAGGAAUUCCUGGCCCUAGAGGUCCACCUGGUGCUCCCGGUCCGACAAGACGCAUAUACUUUGACUCUCCCGUUGAAUUCAACGCUGCCUUAAGGACCGAGACCUACCAGAACACUGAGAUGGCCCAGCCGGAUCACAACGCGGAGAUCUUUAGGACCCUGCGCUACCUGAGCGGUGUGCUUGAGAGCAUCAAGAAGCCACUAGGAACCCGAGAGAACCCAGCCCGGUUCUGUAAGGACCUGCUGGACUGCCAACACAAGCUCUCUGACGGCCGGUUCUGGGUCGACCCAAACCUGGGAUGUCCAUCCGACGCCAUUGAGGUCUUCUGCAACUUCAGUGCAGGGGGGCAGACUUGUUUGCACCCAGUCACCUCUAACAAGAUGGCGUUUGAUGUGGGGAAGGUCCAGAUGAAAUUCCUCCACCUUCUGAGCACCGAGGCCAGCCACGGUAUCACAGUCCACUGCCUCAGCGACCCACCCUCCAGAAGCAUGGACAACCUCAGUGCCCGCCGCCAUGACACCCGGCUGAGGUUCCAAGGAUGGAACGGACAGACAUUGGAGGCAGACACACUACUUGAACCCAAGGUGCUACGAGACGAGUGCAAGAUCCAAGAUGGCAGCUGGCACCAGUCGAGUUUCGUCUUCCACACUCAGGACAGCCGUCAGCUCCCUAUAGUCGACAUUCAGGAGCUCCCAGCACCACAAGCCAAAAGCCAGCGACACCUAGAGGUGGGGCCCGUCUGCUUCCUCUAAGGCGACCGACCAGAACCUGCCCUGAAUAUUUAUAAACUACAACUAAACAAGCCGUCACACAAAAUGGCGGCUUCCCAAGGAGAGUCUCUCAAAGUCAGGUGGGGGUGGAUCUCCUUUGUGAGAGACGGGCGCCCUGUCCAGCUGGAUGGCCUUUUGACUUCUGAGGAAAAAUUCGGUCCAUAGGACACCUUAGGACCGGAGAGCCUCAAGAGAGCAGUGUAUACCAAUAUUUAUCAAAUAAAUGUGUAAAGUAUUUUUUGUUUGGAUGUUUGUUUUGAAAAAGAAAAA
Molecule: messenger RNA, 3477 nt
Organism: Osmerus eperlanus (European smelt)
Lineage: Eukaryota; Metazoa; Chordata; Actinopteri; Osmeriformes; Osmeridae
Product: collagen alpha-1(XXIV) chain-like
Exons: 48
Coding region: 229-3189 (986 amino acids)
Biological process (GO): extracellular matrix organization
Molecular function (GO): extracellular matrix structural constituent conferring tensile strength
Source: RefSeq, a predicted model, not a curated record